AUGGCAGAGGCACCAGGGAAAUGGAGCGAAGAGCCAAUUUCAAAAGAGGAUAAUCGCUCUUUAAAUCUUAUCGUUGAAUGUCGUCAAGAAGAACCGGGCAAGACUGUUGUCGAAUUACGAUGUAGCGGAAAUGGUUUCACUGAUUCUGGUUGGAAAGAUUUUAGUAAGAAAAGCGUGGAACAAGGAUGCAUGGCUAUUAAAGAAGCAUUAGAAGUAUCAGGACGUCAAGUGGCUGGUGUGCGGCCAAGCGAAUCAGUUGUUGUCGAAUUGCAUUGUUAUACGAGGCAAAGUUUCGUCUCUUUGAUGGAUGACUUUGAAUCAGGUAAAGUUAAGCGACGUUUGGAAGAAGAAUUUGAAAAAGUUGGAUACAAAGGAGAAUUGGAAGUGACUAUCAUAAAUGGAAGUGAUGUCUACAGGGCACUGGAUCAAAUAAGGUAAUGAAAUUGUUUAUUGAUUAUUCUUCUGUUUGAGAACAACGGCCAACGGGGUGUCAAGCGAGUCCUAUAUUCCUAGAAAAUCCUAUUUUUUCAGACCCUCCCUAUAAAGUCCUAUAAAUUGAACAAAUUCCUGUAUUUUCCUAUAUUUUGAGCCUUUUUCAUUGAAAAUUCAAGAAAUAUUUAAAAAUUUAACUAAUUAAUUGACCGGUGGUUAAAAACCCACAAUCUAGGAAACUUUGAUGCCGCAAGGAUGUGUUUGCUACACCUCAAAAUGCAAAAUGUUCUUUAAAUUUCCGCCUAGCUUCCUCUUAACUUUUGGUGGUGUGCAGUGGAUUGUGGGUUGACUGUAGGGGGUCCAUCAUUCACGUGCUCGUGGGCGCCAUCAAACCAAAUUGACACAAAUUGUCAGAAGAAAUUGUAAAUGGGUACGUACUACGGUCUACCAAGGACAUGAUCAAGUUUACUGAGCCACAGUUACAUAGGCCAGAGGGAAUCCCUGUAAGAGGGUCUGAAUUUGGGUACCUCGAUAACACUAAACACUUAGUUUUUGGCUCUGUAACAAAAAACAGUUAAAUUUUGGGCAUUUUAACACUAACAGUGAAAAAUUCUCUUUUACAAUUAAUUUUAUCCAGACGGAAACAAAAACAGCACCAAAAAGGGCAAUGUUAUUUUGUUCAGUAUAUCAAGAAGUUUUCGGCCACUUUCCGACAAUUCCCGAUCAUUUCGGAAGAUUUCCGAAGAUUUCCAAAGAUAUCCGAGGACUAGCGAAGUUUUCCAAGGUAUUUCCAUUUCCCACUGCUGUUGCGUAACGAUGCUGUUAUUCUCCGUUUUUCCGUUGGAACUACGCUGCAAUUUGAAUAGUUUUAGCUUAAAACCCUACAAACACUUAACAGGAAAAACGAAAAUUUUUCAAGGUCAGGGAAAAGUCAGGGAAUUUUUUAAAAACUUUGACAUUGUCAAAGUCAGUUAAAGUUCUUAAGUUUUCUGCAAGACUUUGAAAUGCAUUUUCUUUUGGAAAAGAUGAAAAGUAUGCUGUAAAGCAAGCAAAGCGAUCAAUAUGACACUCUACGCCUGACACAUGUAGUAGUUGUGGUCAGUGGUUUUCGUUGUGGAUGCUUUCUUCCAAAUCCUUCUUCCGGAAGGAGGUUGAAAAUGAAGAGAAAAUAUUGAUGGCCUGCAAAAAAAGCUAAAGCGAAUGUAAACAUUGAUUGUUUCUCAUUAAUGAAAGGUCAGUGAAAACUGUUUAAAGGUCAGUGAAAAGUCAGGGAAAAGUCAAGGAAUUUUAACUUUCUGAUGAGUGGCAACCCUGUUAACACCGGAUCUUGAAAGUCAAUAGGGAAAAUAGACAAACAUUAAACCGCAAUUCACUACCAUUCCUGGACGGCCUUUAAGGAUGGCUAAGGCUAAUGCACUUGUACGAUCAAUUGAGCGCUAUUUUAUGAUAAUAUACAAAAAUCGAUUUUAAAUUUGCUGGACACCCCAAGGUGUUGUGCUACGCCCCAUGUUAGGUUUGCCUCAGAUACUUAGCGAAGUGAUGGUUCUCUCCAGGCCCCAGUUGUUCAUUAAAAGUUGGAUAGCGCUAUCUAUUGGAUAAAUUACUUUUCAGCGGAUAUGUUACGAGUCAAAUUUAAUUUUAGGUUAAUUUUGAUUUAACCUAGAUUGAUUCUCAAUUUCCUUUGUCUCCUAAUCCUAGGGGACAAAGUAAAUUGAUAAUCAACUUAGGUUAAAGAAAUUUAAAACUGAACUUUGUAAGUGAAAGGGGUACCGUUUGUCAAUAAAAGGUAUUCAAAAGGAGUACCCUUUCAAUCAAAAAUGGUAAAUGAAAGGGUAAGGGGUUGGACCUCGGGGCGGAGCCUCCCGGCAUAAAACUCUGUUGAGGCCCCUCCGGGGAGCUGACACGUGGUAACCUUUCCGUUUACUCGAAUUCUGUUUGCAUAACUGCUCAUACACCUUAUAAGGCCGGUGCUUUAAGUUUAUUUGCAUGAUAUAACUAGAUCUGGCUUUUCGUUAUCAUAGAUGAAUAGGAAACCUCUGUAGAAGAUUGAGGGAAGAUAUUUUUGUUUUUUAAGAGCGUGGAUGGCCAUGAGUAAGAGGGAAGGUGAAAUAUCAGCGGCGGCGGAUGGUGAGUGCAUAAAAUUGUCCUAUUUUAUCCAGGGUAACUCGUGUAACAGCAAUUUACAACAAGUGACUUAUCAUCGUCGAUCGUACCCAUCAGUAUUUAAAUCAUCUUGUAUGUAAGAGAACAUUCUUGCAUAUGGCCUAUUAUGGAGAUCGAGGACGGUGUUAUCCGACGCGGAUAACGCCCGUCCAUAUGAUACGAAAGCCUAAUUCAAUAAUUGUUUUAUUAUUCAUUCAAAAUAAUUCCUAGUUUAAAAACAAAGCUAAUACAUCCUUACCUCCAUCGAUGUUAAGUUCAUCUUUGAUAGUGCACGUUUUGGGUGGUUCAGCUCCGCAAAUAAUUUCCAAAUAGCUGAUGUCGCCCUUCGAGUUGUGUUGUUGCUCUUCUUGCCAUGUUUUUCGCUAUAAUUUCGCCUAGUUCUUACUCUUAAAACGAGUGAAAUGUCCGCCAUUUUUUGUUUUCGCGACCAAAACAACUCAACCUCGUCCCCAGGUCUUCUCGGGUAACGGUGCAUUAACCAGCAAGAAGGCUGCACUUUUGACGUCAUCGGUUCAUUACACGCAUAAUUCUACCAAAUUUGGUCAUUAGUGGCUGGUUAUGGUGAAUUAUGCGUGUGCUCUUAGCCAAUCAGAAUCGGGGAAAUAUUUUGAAUGAAUAAUAAUAUUAAUUAAUCUUCAUAUAAAUCCUCAUACUGUUGCGAAAUAAAGUCAAUGAUCCUGUGAGGACAACGUUUUUAGGAAAGUUAUUCCACACAUUAACGACGGCUUUUGAAGUCGAAAUUUAUAGGCUGAUGAAGGAAAUUCAUUUUAGCGCGGCGUAAGUUGAAAUUUUACCCGGUAUAUGUUUAGAGCGAAAGAGAAUGUCAUGGUGAAGACAGCGCAAGACUAAGUGACGAAUUAAGAUCAUUACGGAACGCUCUUUAAAGCUCUGCUUAUUCAAUAUGUGAACAUUAGUUAAUGUAGUUUCCUUGUAUUUCUUAUUUACAUCAGAAACUAGCUCGGCUGCGAACCUAGUGACUCACAUUAUUCGAAAAAGUAUGUAAAGAAGGAAUCCUAUCUUCCCGCCAUGUGAUGUGGGCUAACUAUUAUUAUCAAACGGCCGAACCCUGGGCCGAACUCUUGGGUCACUCAUUUCAAAAUGAUAAAUGGAGAUUACUUGAAAAGAUAUGUGUUUCAGUUUUUGAGAUAUCUGCAAUAAGGGGCAAUUGAAUGGCCCCGUUUUUGCAUAAAGUAGGCAUAUCCUUUUCCCUGUGUACCCCCACCCCAUCUCUCGAAAUAUAAUUAUUUUGUAUCGGGAGCCGACUCCUGGUUGUACUUUAAACCCUCAAGUCUUUCUUCAACUACAAACAACAUUGAUUUGAGGGUGGGGGAAUAAUGGUGUUGAAACAGAAUUGUAUGAUAAACGGAUGAAAAUGUGCUGAUAAAAAUGUACUUUUCAGACAAGUGUGUGAAGUACUGUGUCAAAAGAUUGUAGCAUGCUUUUUGACGAGUGAAUUGAUUGUGUGAUCGAGCACAACAAAGAAGCUACAGAUGCCCUCUUCCUUUAUAACAAACUGCUUCCUGGGGUAUCAUUUAGAUUCAAUCCAGUUUUACUGAAGUAAUCUUUGUAAAAAACAGCGAUGCAGUUACUUAUCUUUUUUUGAGACAUCCAUCACAGCCCUGCUUUAACUUGUCACUUGACUAUCCCAUGGGGGACCCUCUUAUGUAAAACAGAUAGGUGUGUGCGGCCCUAAAGGGUCUGUUUUUUGUGGUACUUCAGUCUGGUAUAGACUGGUAUAGACUUUUCCCAGCAGUGAUAAACGUAUUUGUUGUUUUAAUUCCAAAUGAAUUAGAAAGAAAGAGUAAUGUGCAAAUUUCAAAUGGAUUUUAAGAAAUCUUUUCGUUGGCCUUCUAAUCUGAGUAAUGAUUAUGUAAUUUAUACGUUCGUGAACAUGUAUGUUGCAUUUUGUGACCUACUCCAGGUCUGGAAAUGGGUAUGGAUUUUAGAGGCCAGUUGUGAAAACAGGUGUGGUAAACGACAUUUUGUGGUCUGAAAUAGGGUCAGAAUUUGGGGAACUGGGUGGCACACCCCACCAAGAAUUCCCAGGAGUACCCGCUGGGCUACAUCGUGGUUGCCAAAUGAAUAUUUUUUUAUUUGUUUAUUACAGCUAACAAAAUAAUCAACAUGGCCUCCAGCACAACUUCAUAUGCAUCCACCAAGGAGACAACAAAUUUUGCUCGUCUGUGUCGCCUUCUUGUGGAUGUAGGAUCCCACGCAUUAAGAAACAAGUUUGAUAGUAUUCACCCACCGGAAGGCCUACAUGAAGUUCUUACAAAGCCACCAGCACACCCAAUACUGCAGUCACUUAGAGGGAAGAGAGUUCUCAAUCCCACUCAAUGGGCCAAGCUGUAUCCCGCUUCACCUUCAUCCGUAUCUUCGAAAGAUUUUGAUGUGAGACUACUCAUGUUGCUCUUAAGGAAUAUAUGUGGCUUGAUUCCUCCAGCCACUGGUUGGGAUAGUCUCCCACCUGCUGCAGAUACGAGUGCUGAAGCCAACAUAGUUAGGGUUAAGUAUUAUAGGAACUGUGUCUAUGGAAAUGCCAGCCAGGCAUCUGUGGAUGAUGCAACAUUUAAUACCUUAUGGCAGGAUAUAAGUAAUGCAUUGGUAGGACUGGGUGCAGAUGCUGCCGCUAUCAAUACACUGAAAACGCAGAGUAUGGAUCCUGUCAUUGAGAAACACUACCAAGAAUUACUGAGGGAGUGUAAGAAAGAUGAUCAUAGCAGCAAAAGUAGACUUGAUGAGAUUGAAGGUAACUUGAAAAGUCAAUAAUUGACCACUCCAGAAAAUACCAUAACGUACCAUAAUGCUCUUUGUUUGUCACCCCAAAUUUUGUAUAAGCAUUGUUUUCAGUUUCUCUUGGGGCCAUUUUAACUCCCAAGGGAAACUGAAGGCAAUGCUUAUGAAAAAUUUUGGAGUGACAAACAAAGAACAUUAUGGUAUGUUAUGGUAUUUCUGGAGUGGUCAAUUAUUGUGGAUUGAAGAAAUAACAGUAAGCUUGUAACACUGUUAUGCAUAAAUUAGACCUGCCAACUACCAACUCUCACGGCCUCACGACAAGACUCCCAAUCCAACGGUUUUUUGGGAAAAAUCAUUCUGAAAUGAGUGUUACCUUGAACAAAAUGGAAACUCAAUGGGGAAUGCUAGUACCUUUUUAAGCCUUGUUGGGACUUUGUCUGACAUUUUUGGCCAUGAUUGUAGUUGGCUUAUCCCGGAGAAACUUAGUAGAAACAUUCCGAAACUAAUCCUACAAUGAUAAUACAAUCGCACCCCUAGCCAAUCUGAUGAAGUGGUGCAGAGAUUAAGGUUUAGAAUAGAAAACAAAAACAAAAGGUAACCAAAGGUUCACACAUUUUAGUAUUUCUGGUGUAUAGUUAAAAUCAAAGAAAAUCGUAAGAGAGUAAGGCUAGCUGUGCCUCACUAGGAAAUUGCAUCAUACAGGGGCUAUGUGGCAGCGUAGAUUCAAUGAUAAACUGCAAUCAUCCCUAGAUAGAAGAAGAAGGCAAGUGAAAGGAAGACAAACAAAGAAAAAGCCAACAAAAAGGCAGAUUAGCAAAAGCUAUACAACUAGCGCUAAAAGAUAAUAGGGACUUUAAGCCAAGACUUCGGAAAGUUCUAGUAGCGUGACCGGAAGUAUUUUUUUUCGCCACCAGUCAAUGCCUCAACUCGUGGAGUUUAAGAUACCACGACGGCUAUGGCGGUGAAAAGUGCAUUCGCGCUUAUUCGCGCUUGAAAGUAUAUUCGCGUUCUUUUAUUCUUUAUCGCCAUGAAUCCAACUCGUUUACUUUGUCAAAUGUUGGCGAACUCUCCUGAGAAGGGGGGAGGUACAGGAGGAUAAAUUUCCCUCCUCCCUACUUUAUUUCAGCCAAUUUCUCCCUCCUCCCUAAACGUGGUUUUAAAGUUGGUGGCGGACAACACACGACUCCUGGAGUCGGUAGACGUAAAGCAAGUAUAAUGACCUUCAGAGCUUCGCCUCCACACUAACAUACUGCACGAAGAGGGCCUUACCUUCGAAUGUAUGCAUACAAAGAUUUUUAUGGAGGGAAAGCCCGCAUACCUACCCCCGGGGGAUACUCCCCUAUUUAAGCCAUAUGGGUAUGUGACGCCCUAAAGAGUAUGAAAGCGGGUAUGAUUUUGCCCAUUUUGGUCUGGAAUUGGGUAUGGUUUUCGAGGAAACUACAGGAUGUGUAUAAACGUAGUUGUCGUUUCAAUUCCAAAUGAAAGAUGAGAAAGAAAGAUUAAUAAGUGAAUGCGAAAUGGAUUUUAAGAAAUCUUCUUUGAGCUCUAGUCUAAAUUCUACCUAUACCAGGUCGGAAAACGGGUAUGGAUUUAAGAGGCCGGGUCUGAAAACAGGUGUGAAAUACGGUCAGGAUUUGGAUAACCGGGCGGCACACGCCCACCCAAAAUUCCCGGGAAUACUCCCCCCGGUUACCUACUAAGUAUCUAAGAGAAAUACUCCAUCUUAUAUUAACAGAAAACUUGUUCCAAUUUUGCGGUAGCAACUACCUAUAGACCCAUGGGGCCGUUCCUUUUGCUAACAUCUUCAUGGCCAGAAUAGAAAACCAGAUAUUGAGACAGUUGUAUUGAACCGUACCCUUGGCACCAGAGGAUUUUUCUCGCGUGCGGUGAAAUGCUUCGGUGUCGGCUGCAGGCCGACAGAUCUUUGGCCGAAGGCAGAAGUCACUAGAGGCGAAGCCGCGCGGAAAAAACGCAAGAAAAAAAAUCUUUUCACUUCGGUCACUAUAAAGACUUUACCAAACCUGAAACUACGCAUAAAAAGUCUCUGGGCGCCCAGGGUAUAAUUGAACAGCUGUUUUAGAAAAGAUAUAUUGACGAUGUGUUUUCUCUAUUGAACACAAGUCUAGACAAAAUAGAGAGCUAAAAUCGUGGAAAAGGCAAAUAACUUUCACUCUGCUAUCAAAUUCACGGCUGAGAUGUCCGAAACAGCGAUCACUUUCUUGGACACAAAAGUGUACAAAUGGGUUAGAUUCAAUAAGGAACCAACCCGAGACGGGCGAACAGAUUAUAAACCAACCAGGAGCCCAUGAGCCAAACGGAAGCGUUUCACAUACUCUUCUCAACCUUCAGGCGUGAAGAAAUGCUUCAUUAAAGGAGAAGCGCUCAGGCGUCUAAGGACUGAUUCCUCUCAAACCACUUUUGAGGAAAACUAUCAAAGAUUUCGAAAAUCUCCUGAUAGAAAGAAGCUACCCUGUCCCUAUUGUGAGAAAGUACCCCUCUGAGUUAAAAUUCACCGACAGGAAAACAGCCCUUUAACAGAGCAACCAAUCUGUACGUAACAAACUACUACCUUUUGUUACACAAUACCACCCGGCUUUACUUACACUGAAGAAAAGACCAUGGGAAGAUGGCACCCUAUACAAAACCAACAACGGCUAAGAGAAAUCUCAUAUCAUGUCGUAAGGGAAAACCCCUUAAGGACCUAUUAGUUAGAGCGAAGCUAUGAAGGGCAGAUAUCUUCCUUUACGACUAAGUGCAGAGGUCACGUGUCGCGACUGUCGUUGCCAAGUUUUAAACCUGGUAACUUGAGAUGCGUCAAAGUUUGAUUCCAUGCCUCCUCGGUUAAGUCCGACCAAGGGAGUCCUAGCGGACCCGAGGGGAUUGCAGUGUACUUGAUUUUCCCUGUUCCCCAUCCCUUGUCGUGACGCAAGUUAAAAAAAGCCGUAAAAUUACCUUCUCAUAGUUACCUCCCUACUCCUAACAUUUCAUUUUCUCCCUCCUCCCUACAUUUUCGCCCCGAGUUCUCCCUCGUCCCUAUUAGGUACCCCUUCCCCCUCCUUGAGGUUGAAGCCGUGCAUUGACCCCCCCACGGCAAGGAAAUGUUAAAAAAAACAUUUAUAAAAAAAGGGCGAUGCAUGUGCAAAUUCAGGGCUUGCUUGUAUUUCAUCAGUCUUAUUCACACCACCUGGUGAGAUGAUCUCCCUUGUGAAAUAUCCUCUUUCCCGUCAACUGUAUUUUGCAGUAUUUUUCACUUGGGAGCCGUGCUUGACACCUAAAUUUGGGGCUCAUAAUCGAAAAAUAAGCCUUCAGAAAUUUCCAAAGAUGACCAAAAAAGGAUAAAAUGCGUGUAUUUAGCGAUUCUGUUUCAAAUAAACACCGGCGUUUUAAGCACGUAAAAUACAACCAAAUACUUAACGUACUAGACACUACGGCCAGCCGUGAUCCUCUACGUUUUCGGGAGCGUAGUACGGCCAGUCAAUCAGUUUAAUUAGCAAAUCAACAACUUUGCACCUGAAUCUUAUCGUUUUAUCAACAUUUCUUUGUCAUCACUGCACGACCACGACGUGAAAAUCCCUAAUUUCACGUUUUAUUGAGGACGUAAACAAACCAAGACCAACUGUUUUCCUCUAUGAUUUUGCCUACAUUUGACAAAAUAAACGACUUGUAAUCACGAAGAAGUUUGAAAGAAUGCGAAUUGACUUUUUAUUAAAAAGCGACGUUUUGACCGCUGUCGCCGUCGUGUGGUACCUUGAAUAGGGAACUUAAGAUGGAGACGUUUUCGGGGCGACGGCGACCGGACUGGCAGAGAAAGCCUGGAACCAAGGCAGCCGUCGCUUCCCGUCAAAAAUAGAACAUUAAGAUCGCAGUGAACUCAGAAGGACGGCGCCUUUAAUUAGAAGAAUACCGAAGAGGAAAAUAUGGCUUCACAUAAAGAAUUAAGAGAAUAAAUAUUUGCUAUGCAGACAACAUGUAUCGGAUGAAGAGUUUCUCGUUUUGUGGGAAAAUUAUGAGUCCAAAAAUCCCGAUUUUCCUCGGGACAGUUACGAUCCGUUCACGCUAAAAAACAUGCGGGAUGCAGCUGAGUUCAAGGCAGAAUUUCGUGUUGAAAAAAAAAUGAUCUCCACAGGCUUGCCGAAGCCUUGCAAAUUACAGGAACAUUAAAAUGCUACCAAGGAACCGUAUUCUUAGUUUGGUAUUGAAAUAAUUCCCGGGAAAUACUUGCAUGCAACAACAACAACAACGGCAACAACUUUAUUUCAGUAUUCCCACGCCGAGUUAGUACAUGGUAUUACCUACUAUUCUAUAUAAUUUUCAAUGCGUUUCAUUUAUACGAUAUUCUAACGAAAAGAGCGAACUAAAAACACACAAUUGAAAUAUCGGAGUUCAUAUUUUUUGUCUGGAUACUUUUAUUUGGCUCGUAGGAAAAUUUUGUCCAUGUCAAGCUCACGGUUGGCUGUUUGCCAAGUUGGAUCUUGACCCUGUGACAUGAAAACAUAGAAACAUUCAAAGAAGUAAGUUUAGAUAACAGUGCUUGGAAAUCGAGCUUGAAAUGUGCCUCAAAGAAAACAAGGACAAUUUAAGAACGAUAAUCUGCAAAAUGUUGGUUGCUAAACGCAACAAACCUGAUUGAAAUGAAAGUUAAAUACUCACGUUUUCGCCACAACGCCAAACAGACCAGUUUGACGUCGCCGACGGGACCACGACGGCAAGGUGGUGAGCACGAGCAUGCGCAAUAUCCAACAAAUGAUGAUGUCACGUCCGGUUGAAGUUGCCGUCGCCCCGAAAACGUCUCUAUCUUAAGUUCCCUAAUGAGGCAAUGACGCGUGGCGGAAAAAAAUACUGCCGGUCACCGUACUAAACCCUUCCGUAGUCGUCCUAGUGAAUGGCCUGAUCACUUAAACACAAGAAGAAAAAGGAAUUGUGACAUCUCCGCGUUCUUUGCCAAUAGGUAAUAUGCCACAUUACUCAGUCAAUUUCAGAAUGCUUUAAACUGGAAAAUUGACACUUCUCGACUUUCCAUGGGCAUGCGAAUUCAAGAGAAACUUUGAAGUACAUUUUGAUCUGCCGAUAUGGGAGAUGAGACGUUUGAAUUUUAAAAGAAGAAAAACAAAUCAACCACCACUUUCAUUCCACUAAGCAGUAAAACAAACAAAAUAGACAGUGUCCCUUGGCCCCCCUUAAACUGAAACUGUUGAUUCAUAAGUUAGCCUAAGUUUUACUUUCCAUUUCCUUCAAAUCUAAGAAAAAAUCUCAAAGAUUCUCUUUCGACUUUCCUGUAGUUUUAAUCAAGCUCAAACAAUAAGAACUGAAGCAUUGAAAGCCACAUUUUUUUCCCUCUCAUUACGGCAUACGUGCUGCUGUUACAGCGUAGUGGUGGCGGUGAUGCUGCUUCUGAAUAAAAAAAGGGCGCGCCAUUCCCCUAGCAGUGAAUACCUUUCGAUUGUUUGUUAUUAUCCAUUGACAUUUUUAUUGGGCUUCCUAUGGCGCCCAAUUACGGAAUGACAUUUCUCCAUUGAAAAAGGACAAAAUGGCGGACGGCUCGCCCAGAAGGCGUUGCGUGUCCCACUCCCCCUGUAAUGAAGGCGAUUGUUGCAGGAAGGGGACGGGUCAUGCAGGUCGUCUGGCGAACAGAUUUGGAACGAACACAAAAUUAUUGCGUGGAGUUAUUGGCCCUAUAUCCACGCCAAAUGAUUAUCUAAAUACAGUAUUCGAUGAUGUUAUUAGCCUGUGCUGGAGUUGCAAAUACAAUGCCCGCCCACGGUCCCCUCGAGAAAAGCUUAAACUUGUUGGAAUUCUCUGCCUGCGUGUGAAAAGUCUUUCCCGAAUAUGUUAUUUGUAGAUUGCCUCGUCCAAUAGAAACAUAUUUACUUGGAUAGUCAGUAGGGCUUGAAAUGCAGUAUCCGACAGAAAUAGAACUGAACUUAAUUUACUUUGCCGGUUUUAAGGAACAGAAAAUUACGGUUAUUUAUAGUAUAGAACGACAACAAUUUUGGAAUUUCUGGUGAGAUCAAUGUUAUAUUGUCAUGCUAUAUUUAACAAUUAUUCCACGAGGGCGCGUUACAAGCGCGAGUGGAAUAAUUGUUUUAUUAAAAACGCCCACAAAAUCUCCUUGAAUCUCCCCGACUAGAACAAACCGGAAAAGACAAGGGACUUCCGCUAUUCACAUGUCACACGUCUAUCAAAACUGUCAACGCGCGAACGGACUCGCCUGGACUGCAUGAAUGAAAAAUCAAAACAUUGUACCGAUGAACAUUAGUUUUUUAAAACCUCAUCGGGAUUCUAGGAUUUUACACAGCCGAACAGCUAAAAAAACCUGGAAGAUAAUGUGAAGGAAAAGAAUUUUCAAGUGACAGCUGUCGAAAUUACUGUGAAUUUGGAUUUUCGGGGCAGUUAUAAAAGUAAGAACAACGGAGAAAAACUAUUACCUCGGUCGCUUGUUAUGAAGUUGUUUGAAGCCACAAGCUGGUUUUGCUGAACGAGAAAAGAAGCUAUACUGCCGCCUCGAUUGCUCCAGUGAAUGGCUGCAUAGCCUGUAUUUGUAGCUGGUUACUUGUGAUUUAUAUUCUUGAAGUCGGAUAAACAAGACGCAGUUAUCUAUCGGCGAGUGACUCGAUCGGCGAAUGGCUUCGCGAUCAUGAAGAAACAACACUUGUCUUCUUUCGUAGCUGGUCAAGGUACUUUAGUUCCAUGUGUUCUCAUGUGUUUUUCGGCAAAAUUUCAAACAAGCUCUUGUGGCUGUUUUGUUCGUUUCUGCCUUUUUUCUUUCGAUGAAAUUGCAUGUCUAGUAUUCUAAGAAAUGAAUUAAAACAAUUUGCUUCGGGCGCCGUUCUGUCCUUCGCGAAAAAAAAUCUCAGCUAGCUUCCGACUUUAAACUGUCGCGUACACCGACCAUAUAUGGAGAGCAUGGUAUAAUAGCUCAUAUACCAUAACGGCUAAGCCAAUCAAAAUGCCAGAAUUGCAUUAUCCAAUGAUUCAGUUUUUAAUAAAUACAUUUAUACAAUGAUGUGAAUGCUACGCGCGCUGUGAUUGGUCGUUGCCCAUGAUCUAUUAGAGUACAGAUACAUGGAUGACGUCGCGGGAAACUUGUUUUCUUUGUUUUGUUCAACAUGGCACGCGGUUUUGAAAAUGUUUGUGAGAUUAUUUCGGAUUGAGGCAAGUGAAAGCUUCGGAAAAAGUUUGGCAGGAGCUAUUUACAAAGAAGAAAAAUGGAGAAACGGAGACCAAAAACGCUAUUGACCACUUGACAAUGCCUAAACUACAAGAAAUCUUCACAACAGUUGCCAUCGUGUGUCUUCGCUACGAGAGACUCGCUGUUUUGCAAAAUGUUUUCGCUAUUAUUCUUCUUUUUGCAAGAAAAGACGGUGAAAAACUUUUCAAAGAAACUGUACACAAGUAAGAUAAAGAAGAAGCUAAGAUGAAAAGUUGGGUUUGGGACUUAAAAAAUGUCUAAACUAGCACAAAUCCUCAAAAGGUCAAGCGGUUCGAGGCAGGUAUGUGUAUCGGUCUUUUUCUUUUCUGAUCAUUGUAUAAAACAAAUAGAUUCCAUGUUGCCGUGGGUCUGUUCAGUAAUAGAUCACAGAGGACGUCAAAAUGUGGUAAAAACAACAGUGACACACUCGCCUGCGGCUCGUGUGCCACUUCUUUGUUUUUACGACAUUUUGACGUCAUCUGUGAUCUAUUACUGAACAGACGCACGGCAACAUGGAAUCUAUUUGUUAAAUAUAUAUUAUAUAUAUCUGUGUGAUUUUGCUAAAAGGUACCUGCUAAGUUUUCGCUUGAACGCGGGCAUCGCCCGUGUUCAAGCCAGUGUAGCCCGGAAAAAACCAGGAGGCUUGCCGUCUUUCUAGGUGUCAGCUGAAAGCCCAGGCCCAGACCUAUCCGUGGGUGGGUGGCUUCCUGGUUUUGUGUGAAAACAAGGGGGGUAGGGAGGGGAGAUUUUGUCACUUUGGUUAGAGUUUUAUGUCAGAAAGCAGUGCAAAGUCAUAGAAUUUUUCCUGUGGCCUAGGCCAUUCAAAUCAAAACGGUGAUUCAUAAUCAUAACACUACUAGCAGAGCUUGGGGGAAGUGAUUGACUAGUCAUAAGGUUCAUGGAUGGGGAGGGUGAGUAAUGGCUCCUUGGACUUGGCCGUCUAGAGACUCAGUACAGGCACCUUGUAUGAAAUCCAGACAGAUAUCAAGUGCUUAUCUGAGCCCAGUGGGGAAUUUAAUUGCCUGGGAAUGCGAAUGCUAGCAAAUGUUGUCAGAACCUAAGAGAUUGUGAUUGGGCUAGAGAUAUCUAAGAUGCCUGCUAAGUUUUCGUUUGAAAAGCCAGUGUAGCCAGUGUAGCCGGAAAAAAACCAGGGGGCUUGCUGUCUUGCUAGGUGUCAGCUGAGAGCCCAGGCCCAGACCUAUCCGUGGGUGGGUGGCUGACUUGUCUUGUGUGAAAACCAGGGGUUUAGGGAGGGGAGAUUUUGUCACUUUGAUUAGAGUUUCAUGUCAGAAAGCAAUGCAAAGUCAGGGAAUUUUUCCUCUGGGCUAGGCCAGCCAAAUCAAUUCGGUGACUCAUAAUCAUUACAGUACUAGCGGAGCUUGGGGGAAGUGAUUGACUAGUCAUAAGCUUCAUGGGUGGGGAGGGUGAGUAGUUGCUGCUUGAACUCGGCUGUCUAGAGACUCAGUACAGGUACCUUGUAUGAAAUCCACACAGAUAUAUAUGUAAUAUAUCAAAGAUGAGAUGCAGUGUUUCAUCACCAGAUGAAACACCGAGAAGAGAGUUGAAAAUACGACGCGCAGCGGAGUAUUUUUGAGGAACUUCGAGGUGUUUCAUCUGGUGAUGAAACACUGUGUCGAAUGUUUGAUAUUUCUUCUCAAACAAAAUCAUUUUUGAAGGAGAAAUUAAAGAUGUAAAUACUAAGCAGUGUUUCAUCCGAUUUCCAAACACUCAUUAAACAUUAAUUUCCUUUGUAUGUUCUUAAUGAAUGAUUAAUGAGUUUGAGAAAUAUAUUUAUAAUACAUCGGCACUAGAAAGUCGAGGACGCGGGUUCAAAUCCCGUUCAAGGCAAUUUUUAGAGUUUCACUUGUGUUCAUUUAUUUAUUUCUUUCACCGGUUUCGGUUCAUUUGUGUUAUAGAUAUAUAUAUAUUUCUUUCUUUCUUUCUUUCUUUCUUUCACCGGUUUCGGUAAAUGAAUAUAUAUAUAUAUUUUGGCGGGGGGGGGGGGGGGGGGAGAAGGGGAGUGGUGGGUUGUGGAAAUGUCCCUGUUAAGAAUAAUGCCAAUGGUAUCUUUUUUCUAAAGACUAUAUGUAUAAACCAAUACGUGAACUACUCAAAUCCUGAGUGCAUGGGUGUUUAAUACAAAUCUGUUUAGAAGGCCACCGAAAAGGUGACCCACUCGUCAGUUAAACUCCAUUUUUACACUGAAGCGUUAGGAUCUACAUCAACAAUAUGAUCGCGUGAUAUAUAUCUAUUCCAUUCCACCAAUUACGAGCAGCUAUACACUCAAUCUGGAAAGAAUGUGUAAUUAUAAUCUAAUAAAAUAACUAAUAACUUCCCAAAAUAUUAAAACACUACAUCGUGCAGUCAGCAGCCUAAUGAGCCCCCCCCCCACCCCCAUGGGGGUCUUGUUUAAAUUCAAUCCAGUUUGACUGAAGUAAACUUUCUAAAAAACAGUUACAGCAAUGCAGCUACUUAUCUUUUUUUAACAUUUAUCCCAGCCCUGCUUUAACUCAGAAAAUUGUAUAAUGUUGAUUUAAUGCUAGUUAUUAUGGUGAGGCAAUUUGUCACUUGACUAUUCCAGGGGGAACUCCCUUAUAUAAACAGAAACAGGUAUGUGCGGCCCUAAAGGGUCUGGUUUUUGUGGUGUUUUAGUCUGAAAACAGGUAUAGACUUUUCCCAUUUUGGUCUGGAAACAAUGGUUUUGAGGAAACUACAGGAGUGAUAAACGUAUUUGUUGUUUUAAUUCCAAGUGAAUUAGAAAGAAAGAGUAAUAUGCAAAUUUCAAAUGGAUUUUAAGAAAUCUUUUUGCUGGCCUUCUAAUCUAAGUAAUGAUUAUGUAAUUUAUACGUUCGUGAACAUGUAUGUUGCAUUUUGUGACCUACCCCAGGUCUGGAAACGCGUAUGGAUGUUAGAAGGCCAGUUGUGAAAACAGGUGUGGUAAAUGACAUUUUGUGGUCUGAAAUAGGGUCAGAAUAUGGGGAACUGGGUGGCACACCCCACCAAGAAUUCCCAGGAGUACCCGCUGGGCUACAUCGUGGUUGCCAAAUGAAUAUUUUUUGUUUAUUUACAGCUAACAAAAUAAUCAACAUGGCCUCCAGCACAACUUCAUAUGCAUCCACCAAGGAGACAACAAAUUUUGCUCGUCUGUGUCGUCUUAUUGUGGAUGUAGGAUCCCACGCAUUAAGAAACGUCUUUGAUAGUAUUCACCCACCGGCAGGCCUACAUGGAGUUCUUACAAAGCCACCUGCACACCCAAUACUGCAUUCACUUAGAAGGAAGAGAGUUCUCAAUCCCACUCAAUGGGCCAAGCUGUAUCCCGCUUCACCUUUAUCCGUAUGUUCGAAAGAUUUUGAUAUCACACUACUCAUGUUGCUCCUAAGGAAUAUAUGUGGCUUGAUUCCUCCAGCAACGGGUUGGGAUAAUCUCGCACCUGCUGCAGAUACGAGUGCUGAAGCCAACAUAGCUAGGGUUAAGUAUUAUAGGAACCAUGUCUAUGGAAAUGCCAGCCAGGCAUCUGUGGAUGAUGCAACAUUUAAUACCUAUUGGCAGGAUAUAAGUAAUGCAUUGGUAGGACUGGGUGCAGAUGCUGCCGCUAUCAAUACACUCAAAACACAGAGCAUGGAUCCUGUCAUUGAGAAACACUACCAAGAAUUACUGAGGGAGUGUAAGAAAGAUGAUGAUAGCAGCAAAGACGGCCUUGAUGAGAUUGAAGGUAACUUGAAAAGUCAAUUAUUAUUGUGGAUUGAAGAAAUAACAAUAAGCUUGUGACACUGGAAAUUCAAUUGGGAAUGCUAGUAACGUUUUUGGCCAUGAUUGUAGUUGGCUUAUCCGGAAAAAAUGACCGCUUGCUAUAAGUUUCGUCCUUUUUUCCAAGUGAUGACCUUGUAGAGUCAUAAAAGAAAGCGGUGUUUUGUAGGGACCACGAAAAAGGUAAUAUAUAAAUAAAUACUUAAUGCCCCCCCUCCCCCGCGCUUCUCUUCCCACAAUGGAAUACGGGUUUGUUAGAUUUUCCUUUAUCAGGGGUUGGCAGGUCUGAUAAAGAAAUGGUAGAAGUGAGGGUGUAAGGCGUGAAUCGUUUGAGUUAAGAGAAUACAUGGUAAGAAAGAGUGUUAGUAACUUCAUGACCUGCGAUACAUUCCCUAUUUUAGUAGGCUGUAAUGACAUUGGCAGAAAACCAAAGACCAAGUUAAGCCUGAAUUUCAGCUGUCCCUUCGAGUUAGCUUGAGCUGAAAUUUAGGCUUCCCUAGACCCUCCUGCAAAAGGAAAAAAAUGACGAUUUUUAAUAAAAGUGGUGAUGGUGGUGAUAUUUUGUAGCUUUACUCCCUCCCCCCCCCAGAAACUCUUGUACCGUCGUGGUAUUCUUAUCAACACUUGCUUGAUAAUCAUUCCAUUUAACGUAGACUUUUACCUCUGAUGCCCCCCCUGGACUGAUCAAUGGGUUUUUGAUUCUGAUAACAAACAGAGCUACUAAAGCACGUGGAAGGAGAAAGGAAAAUCAUAGAAAGUUUGACGGAUCAUGAAGGGGAAGAAAAGCAAGAAAAAGGUAUUUUUAUCACUUUGUGAUGAAACCUUGGUUGUAUUCUACAGGACCCUUGAUAUACAUGCUCUGCCUUGCCCAACUUACAACCAGCUUAGACCCAUCAAUGGGACUGUUGCAGUUUUUUCCCUCUGGUGUUUAAAAGUGUUGAGCCUUUGUAUAUUUUUUUUUCGAAAAGAUUCUCAAUUAGUUCUAACCACCAAGAAAAACAGUGAGUAAACGUAGGGCAGUCGCUUGCCAAGAAGCAUGUACUUUCGAUGCAAGGGUAAAUUAAAACAAGCAUAAUUUCUAUUUUUUUCUGCCUGUGCAUGUAUGAGCGCUAUACUCGCCUUUCCUGUUGCAGUUUUUUCGGCUUUUUUCCUGUUUCCUGCACUUUUUUCUUUGCGAACACUUUUAAUUUAAAUUAAAAUGUAUUUUGAAAAAUACUAGUCUACUGCUAUUGUUUUAUCGUUACUUGUAAAAAAUUUCGAAUUAAUAGAAACCCUCUGAAACCCAUCCUACAAUGAUAAUACAAUCACACCCCUGGGCAAUCGGAUGAAAUGGUGCAGAGAUUAAGGUUUAAAAUAGAAAACAAAAACGAAAGGUAACCAAAGGUUCGCAGAUUCUAGUAUUUCUGUUGUAUAGCGUUAAUCAAAGAAAAUUGUAAGAGAUUAAAACUAGCUGUGCCUCACAUGGAAUUGCAUUCAGGGGCCAUGUGGCAGGUUAGCUUCAAAAAUAAACUGCAAUCAUCCCUACGUAGGUUAAAUUUGGGAUCUAGAUUAGCAAAGAUCAAGUCAAGUGAAAAGAAGACAAACAAAGGAAAAGCCAACUAAAAGGGAGAUGAUCAAAAGCUAUACAACCGCUGCUAAAAGAUAUUGAAUGGCCUGAUCAGUUAAGCACAAAAAGAAAAGGGAUUGCAUGUCAGCUUGCCUUGAAGAAAGGUCCAAAUACUUUACAUUCAGUGAAAUACAAAUCUCUCCAAAAGAGGAAAUGGAAGUUAGCUCACUGUUUUUAAUUAUCAAGGCCAAAUUACCAGCUAGAGCAUUGCAUCACCAAGAGAAGAAAAAUGAAUAUAAUAUUAAUUUUUUAUACAUCAGGCCAAAAUUUACCUUGGUUCAGGUUUAUUUUCCUUUUACCAAGGAAUGGUAAGGAUUAUGAAAAUGAGUUUUGAUAAGAGAAAAAUAUAAUUUGAAAUCAGUGCCACUUUGCCUACUCCACAGAGAGCUUCAGGUUCUGUACUGAAGAGUAUGUGGUCUUUUGACUCGAACAAGCAUAUUCUCAACUAGCUACCGAUUGUGGUUUAAUAGAAGGAACGCUUUCUACAGACACUGUAGUCCCACGAUCGAUAUCGUUUAAUGACACCGCAAUCGUAAGAAAUUUCUAUGCUAAGAAAUUCCAUCCUUUAUGUAAAUCAAAGAAGCUUUCUAAAGAUUUUCCGCUAACUUGAUGGAAAUUUGCAUAUGAUCACUUUUGAUUAUAGAACCAUGCUCCACCUGUAGUCAGGUAUAUCAUUCUGAUUGCAGCGUAACUGCAGACCCAACGAACCAAAUAUUAAUCAUCAUUUUCACUCCUUCUAAGCUGCGAUAGUUAAUUAUUUAAAUCUUGGAACAUAGAAGCGGUCAAGCGGAGGACUUGAUCAUAACUUUAAAACUUUGAAAGUGAGAAAGGUGUUUUUUUAUGAUAAUGAUGGUUGUGAUGAUGAUAACAAUAAUGAUGACAAUGAUGAUGAUGAUGGUUGUGAUGAGAAUGAAAAGAAUCUGUAACAAUAUUGAUAAAAGCAAGAUAAAAGUAAAGGUGGUAAUGAUAAUGUAGGUAGAGGUGGUUACUGCACAACAAAGAGUUUAGUGCAUUAAUAAUAAAAGGGUCCCCACAAUCAGCGAGCCAUGCGGGCCAUCGGGAAAAAUCGAGUUUUAUGGCAUUGUAAAUGCAUGAAAAAUGUGUCCUGCUUAUAAGUUCCGAGGUUUUGCUGAUGGAAUAUUUGCAGAAUUACGCAGUAUUGAUCGACUUUCACUGAUUAGGUUUAAGAGCUCAUUUUACUGACUAGGGUUAAGCACUCGCUUUAUGGAUUAGGGGUAAGCGCUGUUUAGGGUUAAGAAUGUUUUUUACAGAUUAGGGUUAAGCGCAUUUUGGCGUUUAACACUCAUUUACAACGGUUAGCUUGCGGUUAUUAUUUGGGCGUGGCCCAAAUAGAGUAAUGGAAACGGCUUGUUUUGACGCAAAUGUGCAAAGGCACGCAAUACGUGCUAACGUAAACAAGGCAAGUAAACAAGCGAAGCGAGGCGAAUGUCUGCCAUGCGAACGUCUUGUACCCGGGGUCUUGUACAAGGUAAGAGGCAUGUGGGAAAGAAAGCUCUCCUAGCACACGGCACUUAAUCGCACUUUUACGAUCUCAAAAGUUAAUUUGAAUCUUCAGUAUUUUUGCCUCAUCGAAAUUUGGAAGUCUGAAGUCCAGAGAUGAAAUCUAUCAAAAAUAUUUGGAAUAUUAACGUCGGGUUUUGGUCACAAUAAGAUCACAAGCAACGAACCUUGAAACACAGAAAGUAAAAAAACGGAUCGAAAUCCACCAAUCACAAAUCAUAAACAAUGACCUUUUGGACCCGUUGAAGAAAACUUUCGUUUCCUAAGAGGUCCGCUAAGAUGAUUGACGUCUGCCAUUUUUUUGACGAGAGGAUCGAAAUGCACCAAUCACAGAAAGACAGUUUUAAUUGCAUGUUUCCUAAGAGGUCAUCUGAAUUUGCUGUUUUCUUUAUUUUAUGUCCAUUUUCUUUUCCUUAUUUUGUGAUUGGUCGAUUUUGUUAGGUCGAGUGGAUAAUCCAAUGAGGGACGAUUUGGAUAUCGUUUGAUCCGAAAUUUUUCGAAGCAGCAGUAAAAAGCAGUUUGGAUAACAUUUGGCCGCGGCGUUUCGAGGAACGUGUUAAUUCAAUCAUGUUAUCCCGGGUUAAACUUACAACUGCACACACUGUUCGCGGUAGGCCCACACUAAAAUAUAACCCUGAGUGUUUUCGGAAUGGGCUGGUCCGCGAACUCAAAGAAAAACAAAGGAAAUUAUCAAGACAUUCAAUGACAUCAAAGACUCAUGGACCCCAGAGACGUAAUAACAAAUCGGAAUAUCAGUAGUGUACGUGUCAAAUGGGUAAGAGUUUGAACAGAGGAAUGUUGAACAAGUUUGAGAGUCGCAAGAUUUGUGUAGCUGGUUAUUAGUGUGACAAUAGUGAUUUUGAUCUUUGCAUUGCGGAACACAGCGAGUUGUCUGUGAUAAAAAUCUGUUCCGAUGAAGGAAGAGACGAUUGUCAACAAUUGAAACCAAAAAGGACUGAGGCUUCUUUUGGAACUACGGUGAUAACUGCAACAAUUCUUUUUAUUAUUUCAAUUUUGUUUAGCAGGGUGACGGUUAAUGAACUUUUUUUUGUAUUGCGUGUUGUGUUUUUUCAUCUAAUUGUGUAUGUUGUGACGCGGUACAUGUAUGGUGCUGUGCGUCGAGAUUUUGCAUUAUCAGCAAGUUUUGUGUCGAGUGUUUUGAUGGCAGCGGGGUGACGACAAGAGAAGGUAAUGAGCUAGUUGUACAGAAGGAAACUUGUGUUGUGGAGGAAUAAAAAAAGGGGUUGAAUUUAGAUCUCGUCGUGGCAAAUUUAUUCAUAACAGAACUUACAAUUUCAUUGGUUUAAAUCAGGUUAGUCAAUUAUAUUUCGGCAUGACAAAUUACCAUAAAAUCGAGAUUGUAAUUCGAAACUCGCGUUGCUUUCAAAAUUUGCAUAAAUCGGGCGCUGCAAAGAAGUAUUUAGGUUACAAGCGCUUCGAAAUACUGUACCUUCAGAACGGCAUAGCUUUUACUUGUGGUAUAUUUUUCAAAACUAUCGAUCGAUUCUAGCUCAUAAACUCUCAAAGCAGCGGUUUAAAUGUUAAAGCCCGUGGCUGGUUGAAAUCGUCUCUUGUUUGCUUUCAAACGAUUUAGGAUGGAUCGAAUCGACUUUGGAUCGAUUAUUAUUUUAUCAGCUUGUGGUAUGAACGAAACGUUUUUCUUCUCAAUAAAGUUCACUCAACAAAUUUAGAAAGAUUUACUUGACUUUUCAUAUGUGGAACGAACUGUCUUUUUUGUGGAACGAACUGACUAUUUUAUGGAACGAUCUGACUAUUGAUUGGAACGAUCUGACUUGGAACGAUGUCAACGAUCUGACCAUGGAACGAAAUGUCCGGUUACCGUCAUGCCCCUAGCAGACUACCGAUGAGCAAAUUAAAAUCUUUGUUACAGAAAACACGGAAAGUGACACUUUUUGUAUGGAAGGGUAUUCGGAAAAAUACACCAUUGUCGUCUGAAAUUCAUUGUUACGUUAAAAAUAGAAAAGGUUUACACUUAAACAGGUACAGAAGUUAAACUGUAACAGUGUGAGGUUUUUACUUAAGGGGCAACUCCAAAACUAGCUCGUAAACGAGGGAAGGUGUAUCUGUCGUCUAAGCAUCAGAGCACAGGCGAUUUAGGUGGAAUGAGAUAUCCAAAUAGGCUUCUAAGUAAGAAUUUGCCCCUCUGUAAAAGUAAUUAUCCACCGGGUUAAUUUUGGCCAAUUUAAGCUUUGUACUGAUAUAGAGAAGAAUCCAGGACCUUCAGUUUAUGUAGAUGCUACAAAAACAAUUAAUGCUCCAUACUGUCAAGGAAAUGUUACAGGAUUUGGCGAAAAUGGUGGACAACGAUGUGUCGCAAUGAGUCUGUGCGCUUUAAUUAAUUUUACUGUAAGAUAACAAAGAUUACUUCAGUUGAUGAUAUGACUCAAAAAAUGAUUGUUGGUAUUCAAUUAUAUUCUAGUCUGUCACUGCUUGCAAGACAAUCUACGUUAAUGUUAACGGAAUUGCCAGGAAUGGUUACAGUGUUUGAGCAAUUUUUCCACCUCGAAUACAUGCAGUGACAGUUAUACUUGUGAUAUCCAUCACUACUGUAUAUGCCACUCACAGGUUACAGCAUUUGAAACACUAGCACUGAACUACAACUCAUUCAUUUUAACGGUGGCAAUUAUUGGUGCUGGUAUCUACAGCACUGAGGCAGGGGGAUAUAAUGUAUUUGAUUCUCAUGCUAGAGAUAUGUAUCAUAACAGUCAUAGUGAAGGGACAUGUGUAUUGUUGGAAAUACCAUCCAUGCAUAAAUUAGUACAACAUUUUCAGAUUCUACAUAGGAAUGAGGAUAUAUAUGAACUUAAAGGUGUCCAUAUUGCCACCUUUGAACCUCAUCUUUUCUCAAGCAAUGUUGAACAUUAAUUGUAGUAUAUCAAACGUUAAUAGUUACCAAUGUUCCUGUAAACAGUGUUACCCUAUAGCAGUUUAUGCAAUGUGUUACUCUCUUAUUAAUCCUUGUGGAUACUGCACUUAAGGAACUUUAUUUGCCCUUGUUAGUAACCGGAAUACACCGUACAAAGUGAUGGGUGUGAAAACACAUCUGUCAGUAUCAGUGGAGCUGAGAUAAACCUUACUCUCUGGGCCGUAACCACUUAUGUCCUACGUUGCAAUUUGGCUCCAAGCAUGUCUGCAUUGAAGAUGUGCAUAUUUUCAAACAUUGUCGUGAAAUGACAUUAUUUUUGUUGUGGAUUGGGACAUACUGUAUAAGCUGUGUGGUUCAGCAAACAAGUGGAGUGAAGGAUUUGUCUUCUCUGGUAAGAUAUGAUGACAGUUCUUUAGCCGCAAUAAGGCAUGUUGAAAGUAUCAUACCCUUAGUCCUACCACGCCCAAAUAUACGCUUACACAGCGUCUUGUUUUUUUCCGUAUUACUGCUUUUUCGAUUUUUUUCGAUUUUUUUUUUUUCGCAUGGCUCGCACUGUGUCCUAACUCGUAAUAAAAAACAUCCUUCAUUGAACUAGAAAAUAAGGAACUUGUGCAGUGGUUUAUCUACCUUACAAAUACCUAAUCUUUCAAUGGUACCUCGAAUUGUAAAGCGACGUUGACGUUCACAUGAGAAAGUUAGUAACAAGUUUCUAGAAUAUUCAGUUGCACAUGUAAUCGGAUACUUCGACUGUGUCGAGUCUGAAUUCCUAAGGUCAGAACACGCACAGCUUCGGGCAAGGAUCUAGCUCCGUUAAAAGCGUGAGUGCUAUAGAGAUGCCAAAAAGUUACCGAAGAAAUGCUGAAGAAAUACGAAAUACUUUUUAAAACCGACAUUAUAUGCCAAAAAGCAGAUGCCAAAAACCAAAUGCUAAAUAAUGUAAACAUUAUCUAUCAAGUAACCGAAGUGCCGCUGUUUCUUGUUUGAUGAAAGUGAGGCAUUAGAUUAUUUCUGCGGCGCUAUUAAAUCGUGAGUUAUGAUAAGCUUAUGAUCACUGUAGACAAAAGACACGCUAUGUUAUGAAAGCAAUAGACCACACUUUCUAUGGGUUUACCAACGUGAUAACCUACGCGGGUUGUACGGAGAACACGACCUUAACACACACGUUCCUCAUUUGACAAUUCUGACCAACCCCACUAGAGUUACACGAUAAACCUGACAUUAUGGAGAAAAAUCUGUCAAUUUCCUUGUUUACCUACUACUCAUUCCAGAUAAAAAUUUCCCCCUUUCCUGGAAGAUAGCCAGCCACAAUUCAUUGGGAAAGAAACACAAUGAGCAUAAAAGCUGUAAUAUAAGAAAGAAAGGCCAAGAGAAAAAAGCGAGAAAGAAAGGUCGAAAUAGAUUCGCAAAAAAAAGCUUAUGCGCGUGCGCAAAAAACAAGCAAGUUAACUCUAUCAAAUCCGCAGGAAAAUAAAUAUGCCCUCAGUGUUUCUUUUAUCUCGAUUUUCAUGCUUAUUGGCCAAAAACCCACCCCAAAGUGGAUUUGGUUAAAAAAAAAAUGCCUUUUUCGGUACUAGCUGGCGGUCGCUUAAGGGUCGCAAUUUCGGUAUGGUAUAAUCUGGGAAUAUAUCACAACAUUGACUAGAAUAGAUUAUUAGUCGACAACGGAAGGUUUUAAUUUUCUUCAGCUAAAUUUUCUUAAUGUCCCCAAGCAUGAAAUAUCAAUGCAUCUCUGUGUUAGAGUUCUGCACCAUGGGAAGAUUUAUGAGUUUCGUUGGUGGUCUGUUUCGCAAAGUUAUGCCCGGUCGGGCGAGGUUGGACUAGAACUUGGAUGACUGGCUCCGAAUUAAAGCACCCAAAUUGUUAGAUAUUAUAUUUCCCGCUGUUUGUUGUCUCACUCUGCAUGUUUAUAAAACUGAGUGGCAAAAACCAGCAAGUUCGACAAUGCGUUCUUUCACAAGAACACAACGGUUUCAGAUUGAAACCAUGCACCAUUCAUUGGCUCCUGGAUCAUGCGUAAGUAUUCGUUUGAAGUGCCAUUAGGCUUCGCCUAGGUAAUGAAUUUAAAAUCGUCAAUGUGCAAUUUAACAUUUCCUGCGAACCCAACUCCCCCCUUCUAUUUUCAUGCUAAAGAUGUUAUAAUUAUUCGCAAAAUCCUUAAAUCUUCAGUUUGAUCUGAAAGGUAUCACUCAAAGAAAAAAGUUUGUAAUAUUAACCUUAAUCUUAAGUAAUCGAAUUUAGCUCGUAGCAAUAGACUAUUACUUGAUACAGGUGUUUUAUUUUACAUCAUUAGCUCCGUCAGAGAUUCUUGCCAGAGGGAGGCUAGCGAUUGAAGCCUACGGAAGAGCUCUUUUGGAAGGAAAAGGUUUCGCAAGAAGAGUUCCCGUCAUGAUAAUUGGGCAGGCCCGGACAGGGAAAACCAGUCUGAAGAGGUGGUUAAAAGGGGAAUUGUUCAAUCCAAAUGAAGGAAGCACGAAAGGGAUAGAGACAGAUCCGUCUUAUUUUAAAGUCUCGACAGACGUCUGGAGGACAGGCCAGAAAAGCGAAGAUACCGAAUCAGAGCCAACGUUUUUGUUAGACCACCAGGUAGCCCAGAAGAUAUGUGAAAGCUUAAGGAAAGGAGACCGUUUCGGGGAUCCUAGUACUAGCGGGGCCAAGCCAUCAGUUAACGAUUCCAGAAUAGUCAAGCAAAUAGAAGCGAAUUCUUUGCCUACUGAACGUUCAGGGGAAUCUAGCAGUAUCAGGAUUAAGCAUUCACUUCAAGACUCCAAAGCAGUCGAGAAAGCCAAACCCUAUUCAUUGCGUACAGAAGAUCUGAGCAGUAGCAGAACCGAGCUAUCACUUCAGGCCUCCAAUGUACCUGAGAAAGCCCAAACCAGUUCAUCACGUGCAGAACAGUGCGGGAGUGAUCCAACACUUCAAGACUCCAAAGAUCAUCUGUCUGUACCAGAAUUACCAGAAAACGUAGCAGCAUUGGUUCAAAAUUUGCUUGAACAAAGCAAAGAGUUUGAGGACGAAGACAACAUAUAUUCCAUCAUUUGGGAUUUUGGAGGACAGUCUGUUUACUACGCCACACAUCCAAUUUUUCUGACAAAACAAGCCAUCUACAUUUUAGCAUGUGAUCUAAGUCGUGAUCCAGACCAGAAAGCCAAAGCUCCUACGAAAAAAGGCAUAUUUGAAAAUAAAUUAGACACUCAAUGCAAAAAAACAAAUGGCGACUAUCUUGACUUCUGGAUGACAUCAGUUUAUUCUUUGGUUAGUCCAAGCACCAACCGUCAGGAAACCCUGUCACCUGAAAUGUUGCCUGCAGUAUUCUUGGCGUGUACGCAUGCUGACAUGCCUUACAAAAAAGAGGCUAACCCAAAAGAACUUGCCGAAAAAAUCUUUGCCACUUUAAAAGACAAGAUUUAUGGUGAUCUUCUAAAAGACGUGUUUGUUGUAGACAACACAAAGUCAGGUAGUAAUGAUGAGUGCCAAGACGUGAAAAAUCUGAGAGAAACAGUACUUUCUGUUGCCAAGGAGCUUCCACAGAUUAAAAAGGCCGUUCCUCUAAAGUGGUUAAAGUAUGAAAAGGUUCUCCGUCUGUUGAGCGAGAAAGGCUAUAGGUGGAUACCCAUCGAGCACGCCAGACAGAUUGCCUCUGAUGAGUGUGGAAUUGAUGACGAUCAACAGUUUCGAACACUGCUUAACUUUUUACACGAUCAGAGAAUUUUGAUUCACUUUAGCGAAACAACAAAUUUGGAAAAAAUGGUUAUUUUGAGCCCACAGUGGCUCAUUGACAUCUUCAAGGAGGUGAUUACUGUCAAACAUUUCAAGCAAACGGAUAAAAGAGUUGCGAGAUUAUGGCGUGAUUUUGAAAAGACUGGAAUCUUGGAUGAAACACUUUUAAAUCAUGUGUGGAGACCCUUGUCUGAUAAUCGAGAAACCUACGAGAGCCUCAUUGCUAUAAUGGAGAAAUUUAGCCUACUUUGUGCAUGGCCCUCAGACGGGACCACUCAGAAGUACCUUGUGCCAUCCAUGUUAAUGUCUCCCCCAACAGAUGAUGUCCUUAAGCACCUUGAUUGUGUACGGACCCCUUCACUUUUUGUGGUGUUUGAAUCAGGCAGAGUUCCUCCAGGCUUGUUCUCGCGACUUGUACUGCAGUUUCAUUGGUUGUGUCAAACAGAGUGGAAGGGCGACAUAAAUCCUGAUUUGUUCAAUAAUUUUGCUAUGUUUCACAUUCUUCCUGAUCGUGCAAUUUCUGUAGUAUUUAUGUUGCAUUCCUCGUCUAUCGAAAUAGUUUUUCACGAUGGAAAGGAUGCUUGUGAUCUGAAUACAAGUCGAACCAUUUAUUCGCAACUGAAAUGUCUUCUUCAACAUAUUUGCAAGGAGUUCUUCUGGUUGAAGCACGCGAAGUACAAAAUGUGCGUUUGCUGUCCGGUAUGUUCUCAAGAAGACGGUGUCAAGUGCCGUGAUCAUGGCAGGCGUGGUUGCGAGUGCGUGCACUUUUUGUCGGAGUCAGAGUUGCGUGAGCGGCAACAUUGCAACGAAUCUGGCAUUUUUGGGGAUCGCACAAUUACCAUCACGAUGUUUGAACAUUGGUUUUGUUUCUCGGAUUCUCAGCAAAGCAACAUUCCUCUCACUCAGGUUAGUUCUUAAAUUCGCUUUUCCAAAACACGAUCCCGUUGGCUCAUUCGCCAAGAAACUUUAGGUACAAGCUUUGGUGACAAUGGUUUCUGGAAUAGUUUGGGUGGAUAAACGUUAGUGGGUGUUUCUCAAAUAGGCCAUUUGCACGAUGUCGUCAUUUUACUACUACUACUACUACUACUACUACUACCACUACCACUACCACUACCACUACCACUACCACUACCACUACCACUACCACUACCACUACCACUACCACUACCACUACCACUACCACCACUUCAGGGUUUUUCUUUCUUGUGUAAUUUUGCUUUCUUGUGUAAAUAAGGGCUUCUGUUAUUUAAACCUCGCUGGGAUUACCAAAUUUAAAUAUCAUAGAAAGAACGAAAAUUAAUGAAUUCUGGUCUUAGUGAUAAAAAGAUGUCGUCGUGCAAAUGGCUUAUUGGUUGAGCAUUCAUAACUAAUACUUCCACCCAAAUGAGUCCAGUCUCCCCUUAAAUUCCCUAAAAUAAACUUACCAAUAAGAAUUCGAGGGUGGUAUUGAAUAACGUUCCACUGAAGUCCGGUCUUUUGAAGGUGAUGUUAUGACUGGAAGUCACCUUUAAAAGAUCCCAAAGCACUCCAGGUUAAGAUACAUCGAGGUGCGAUUCUGAAUGGACUCGUAGAAGUGAUUGAUAGCCCCAAGCAUUGUAAUGCUCUCAUCGAACCAUUCCCAGAAGCAGUUGCUUUGGAAGAAGAGGGUGAAGGUGAGUUUUUGGCAAUAGUGAACUUUUGGUGACUUUGGCCAUCAGACCACAGUUGGCAGGAUGACUCCAAGUCAGUGAAUUGAAAUAAAUGCCCAACUCCUUUAAAUUCCUUGGUAGCAGAAUACCUUUCAGUUAAUUAUUCUAUGAAUAUAUUAAUUAAAUGGAAACUACAGGAUCGUUCAGACUGGAUCACUAUUUAUUAUAUGCUUUCAUUGGCCUUUGAAACUGAUCCUAAGGCCCCAUUAACAUUGACAUUAUUCUUUAAAUUUGUAAUAAUAACAGUAGUGACGAUGAUAAUAGUAUUAAUGAUUAAUAAUAAUAGUAAUUUUUUAUUAUUAUUAUUAUUAUUAUUAUUGUUUGGUAUUUCGUAAUGGAUGCUUGGCUGGAGGUGCAUUACCGAAUCCUUAAUUAAUAUUUCCUAUGAUUUAAAGUCAUUUCCUGUAUCUGUAUUUACAGCAGAAAGAUGUGACUCAACGUGACAACAAUGAAAAACACCGCAUAGCUCCUAUGAAAGGUAAGCCCCCCCCCCCUCCCCUCCCCAUUUAUUGUGGUUGCUCUUUUCUUGGCAAACAGGAAAAGUUGUUGGGCAUGUGAUUAACUUUCUGAAAACACGAAAACAGUUCUCUUUUAGAAAAUUUUGUUAGCAGGAAUUGAAAGAGCAUAUUAAAAUUAGGUCACCUGUAAAUUUUCAGUCGUAUAUCUCGAAAGUAGCGAUUACUUUCGCCACCGAAAAUUAGAAGGAUUUGUCAAGAAAAACAAGUCUUGCCACCCUGUCAUGCUUGAGUGGUUUUCCAUACAAAUCCUUGUCAAUUUGGAAAAUUUUAAACUGUCUUAACUCUUUCCCAUACGCAUUUUAAGGCUCAAAUUGUCUGUUAAAAAAGAAUAAGAAAAUUUGAGUAAGGCCUACUUUUGACAGAGAGUUAGUAUUAACCUCUGCAAUCUGUUUUGUAUUAUUUUGUGUUUUAAAUCUAUCUUGCAAGUAGAUCAGAUUUCAUGUCGUUCAUUUUCUGCAUGAAUUUUUGAUACCUGUAGUUUGUAAAUCACCGUUACUGUCUCCGUGUCCAGUCUUUUAUAUCUGAAUCGAUGAGAUCCUUAUAAAAGUACCUAAAUAUGUAUUUUCCACUUGCUAGCAUUCCUUUAAUAUCCUUUUUGUUUUGCUGCCGCUUUGACUAAUAACUCUUGAAUGUAAUUUUUCUAUUUAAUGCUAUUUUGAAAAGAGCCCUCUUUGUGAGUUUUAAUUUGCAUUUAUUUAUUUAUUUGCACGACUUUUACAGAACAAAAACAGAUACGAUGGGAAGGGUCAAACAACAGAGCGACGAUCCAUUAGACCCUUCCUCGGUUUUUUCAACUUUUUCGUGACUGUAAGGAAAAAUCCGUCGACACCGCUGGAAAGAUGGCCUUAAAAUUAGCAAAAUUGUCAAGUCUUGAAGUGAUGCGUCGUAAGCGAGUGAUGAUACAGCUCCGCAAGGUUGUGAAAAUUUACAGACGUUUGCAUGGUGGGGGGAGGGGGGGAGUUCCUGCCCUCCACUAUAUAAACUUCUGUAAAAGAAGAAGAAGCUACAUCUUCAUUAGUUUUCAACAAAUCACUUUCAAACUUGGCAAUUUUGCUAAUUUAAAGGCGCUCUUUACAGCGCAGUUGACGAAUUUUCCCAAACGUGUCCACGUCAAAAAUUAAAAAACGUGGAAAGGUUUAUUAAAGUGCGCCCUUGAGAACUAUUAACACCCCUCUCGACAUUGUUGUAAGAUCUUGGGAAGAAUUUUAAAAAAAACUGUCUAAAUUUUGUCAUAACCGGAGAUCAUGUCGAAUCCUGGCAGCUCUUUCUUGGUGCCUGGAUUUUUUUUUAAACGUGCGGAAUGACAAUAUAGUCUGAACUCAACUUAACUUUGUCACAAAAUCACCAUAACAUUUUUUUGUCUCCAAAUGUUGAACCCGUUAGACGUGAAUAAUCUUUCUUAACUAUUGUCCAAUUCGUCCAUACGCAAUGUAGCUAAUAAACAUGUCUUUCCGAUAAAUGCGAUUAUUUAUUCGUAAGGGCUGAAAGAAAAUUUUGACUGUUUAUUUAGUAACAACAUGGUCAUUAAUCAUUCCAACAAUAUUCAUUGUUUUUUUUUUACAGAAACUACAUCGGAAAGAUCUACCCCUGUUCCACCAGAAGUCAUCAUUAACCUGCUUAAGAAGCAGGAUCUUCCCCAAAGUGUGACACAUCUUGAUGAUUGCCAACUGCCAGUCGACAUUUUGUUACUGACAGUCGAGGAUUGUGAAUUUCUAAGCUGUCUGUCAUAUCUGAAUCCUGGUUUCUGUAAGACGUUUCACAGAGAUCUUGGCUUUGUGUACCUCGGAGAUAUGGGAAAAGAUGAAAGGAAGUUGAACAUUGCUGUAAUGAGCUGCCACAGGGGUGCCGUCACUCCAGGAGGUUCUGUGGUUGUUGUAUUAAAAGCUGUCAACGUCUUAAGGCCCAAAGCAGUGUUCUGUGUAGGUUCCUGUAGGAGCUUAGGCUACGACAAAGUUAAACUUGGAGACAUAGUAAUGUUUGAGAAGUUAAUCACAUCUGGCCCGUGCAGAAUCACGGAGGGUGGCAUUGAAGAACGCGGUGUGAAAGUCCCACUUAAGUCCCGUCUUUUGAAGGUGAUACCAAGGGCUGGUGAUGGCUGGAAGCCGCCUUUAAAAGAUCCAAAAGCAGCCGAGGUCAAGAUACACCGUGGCACGAUUCUGAGUGGGCCCACAGAAGUAAUUGAUAGCCCCAAGUAUUGUAAGGCACUCAUCGAUCGAUUCCCAGAAGCAGUUGCUAUGGAGGAAGAGGGUGAAGGUGAGUUUUUGGCAAUAGUGAACUUUAAUGACCUUGGACAUAAGACCACAGUGGGCAGGAUGACUCCAAGUCAGUGAAUUGAAAUAAAUGCCCAAAUCCUUUAAAUUCCUUGUUAGCAGAAUACCUUUAAGUGGAUUAUUCUAUGAAUAGAUUAAUGAAAUGGAAACUACAGGAUCGUUCAGACUGGAUCACUAUUUAUUUUUUUAUUAUAUGCUCAGUUCAUCGGCCUGUGCUUAUUGAUGCCUUGCCCUUGCAAUCAAGCCAGUUAAAUUACGAAUUGUCAAAGUUUGUUUUAACUAUCUCUCACAAUCCUUUCCAGCUGCCUUUUCUUGGCUUUUCGUGCAUUUACAGUGUUUCAGUCAUAAUUACUUCACUUCUUCAUGUAUGACUGAUCUUUACUCUAGGCGUGUUUGCUGCGGCUCACGACCUCGACAUUGAGUGGAUCGUCAUUAAAGGGAUUUCGGAUUACGCAGGUGGCAGCAAAUCCAAGGAGUCGUCUUGGAGGCCAUUUGCGAGUUUAAUGGCAGCUUCUGUUACAGCUCAUAUUCUCAGCGAUGCCAUCAUUUUUCAAGACUGGCCUCACUUUGAGAGCACAAGUAAGUACUGGACAGUUAGAAAGCGUCCAUUGCUUACCAAUGCCUGUUUCUUCUUUUACUCUUUUUUACUCUAUCCACUGUAAAUCGUAAUUUUUGCAGUUGCAAACUGUCGAUGAAAAAUUGAACAAUCCGCUUGCAAAUCAGUACACUUGUGAAUCAAGGUAUCUGUCUGUGGUACAUUAAGUUAAUGUUGUGGUUCCUACACUGUAUUACCAAUGGUAUUCAAUAGUUUUAACUAAGUGGUCAGAGUUACACUUCCUGAAAUUUUUUAGCCGGUUUGUGAUACCCGGCUUGAAAUUUCAGCCGAGACUAAACUAUUAUAGUCUUUUACUCAGGCGCCUCCGAUUAAAACUUGCUUGCAAAUCAGUACACUUGUGAAUCAAGGUAUCUGUCUGUGGUACAUUAAGUUAAUGUUGUGGUUCCUACACUCUAUUGCCAAUGGUAUUCAAUAGUUUUAACUAAGUGGUCAGAGUUACACUUCCUGAAAUUUUUUAGCCGGUUUGUGAUACCCGGCUUGAAAUUUCAGCCCAGACUAAACUAUACUCUUUUACACAGGCGCCUCCGAUUAAAACUACUGUAGCUAAAAUACUGACAACUCCGAUUCACUAAAACUCUCUUUAGUAAUCGAGUUAAUCGCAAUCGUCUUUGUGAAAGGAUUUGUCCCGGAAGCCGAGCUAAAAUGUGAGCCAGGCUAACCAGGAUGCAAUUUUUAAUGUAAUCGGCGCCUUAAGGGUGUAAUUGAUUUGACACAAACGUUGAUAUUUCCUUUACGAUAUGUAGGUGUUGGGAAAUGUAGAAACUGUGAAUCACGCAUGAAGAGGGAUGGCCAGAUACCUUGGGGUAAAUAUAAAGACAAUAAAUUUGUUGUCAUUUCUCUAAUUCGUUGGUACUUUUUUAAAGCCUCUUAAAUAAUCUCAUUUGUGGGUACAGGCUGUAGUGUAACUGACAUGUAAUACUCAAAGUGCUAGAGAUGACCUACAAACUCCAUUGGGAGUUAUUCCUAAUAAGUAGAGGCAAGUAACCACGCGAGGUCAAGAAAAGAAAACUUGAACCUCCGUGGGAAUCAAGCCCGCUCAGGUUUAAAGAUGCUUGUAUUUGUCUCGCGUUGAUCCCUGAUUCCUUUUACUAGGGCGAAUGCUCGAUUAAGGGUUUGUGGCCAUCUCUGGCAAUUCCACUUUCUUUUCAGAGUUUAAUUCUUUAUUCUAUAAUGAAGUGGUACAUCCUCUAUACAAUACAGCGAUUUCAAUUAAAGUUGUCGGAAGUAAAAAGACUGUAGGGUCAUUUGCAUGUAAUACGCAGCCGUAAAUCCCUUAAAAUUUGGUGAUAACUUCACGGUUGUCAGUACCAUAGAAUGAUAUAAAAACCUCACAAACGCUUGCCUUUGUCGUUUUAUGACAAAAGUGUCGUGCUUGGUGGCUGACUUUUGGAAUUUUUUAAAUGAAAUUUCCUUUGCUUCGUCUCGUCUCUUAGGCUUUCCAAAACUAUCCAUCGGUAGUGGCGGUCGUAUAAAAUUGUAAAUUGGGAUUUUUUUGCCACAAAGCACUUUGACGUUGUGAAAAACUUGUGCAGACGUACCCAUGCUUUCCACAUUGAAUGUUGAGUGUCGGUUUUUAAGGAGAGGGGAAAAUCGGAAAAACGGCAGAAGGAAUACGUCUUGGAGCAAGGGAGAGAGCCACUCACAUAUCGCGUCGACGCCAGGAUUUGAAGCCCGGGCCACAGCACUGGGGGGCGAUUGCUCUCACCACUGCGUCACCCUUUGCUUCCCCGGUCGUUUUUUUCACUGUUGCCGUAUUGACAUUUUGUGUUGAUGUCUAUUAAAAGUGAACUUACUGAAUGGGCGUUUUCAUUUUUCUUCAUUCAGUUUCAUGAAGAGAAAGUCAAGCAAAAAAAAAGAAAACAUAUUGGAGCAAUGCUUUGUGUUUUUCUCUCCUCUUUAAAGUCUCAACAACUUGUUUUGUUGUAUUAUUAUCUUCGUCAUUAUUAUUAUUAUUAUUAUUAUAAUCUUUAUUACAAAACCUCAAUUAAAAUCCUAUUUACAAUCAACCUGCUGUUACAAAAAAUCUAAUUAAUUCAUCAAAACACUAUCUACAAUUCCAUCCGUUACAAAAGUUAUUAUUAUUAUUAUUACUAGGGUAUCUAAAAGAUAGUAAUGCUGCGGCACAUUCUGUUGAUACUGGCAUUAGUUAGGUAGUGAGACUUAAAAGAGUCAAAAAUGACAUUGAAUGUCCUAUUUACAUGUUGGAAAGUACUAGAAUAAUUACUAUCAGUCUAUAGAAAAAACUCGUGGGAACGUUGUUUAGAAAAUGAUCAAGUGGUUAUCAACUCUGGUUUUCCCACAGUAAAUUGUAGGAAAUAAUAGAAAUUCAGAUAGUUUAUCCAUAUAUUUAAUAUACGGCGCACGAUAUUUUCUCUGGAAACACAAUACUUUUCUUGCUGUUUGUUGCACUUUAUUAAGUAACAGUUAUUUAGCUAUAUAUUUAUAGAAAACAACAACACAAAAAAUGGAAAAAAAGAAGAAGAAAGGAAUAAAUAAUUCAGUAGGAUUCGAACCCAGCACCUUCGCCUCGACACGACUACACCUAAGUACUACACCACAGAGACUGACUACAUAGUUUGUAGGAAAAGUCUUUCAUUUUAUUCCUUUUCCAUGAGACUUCCGCUGGCAAGAUGAUCGCCAGCCGCAUUAACCGAGCUAUUGACAGUGAAAAAACAAUGUAAACGCAUAUUCCAUGGCAAUAAAUGAAUGAAAGAACAUAAUUAUGCUUUUCAAAAUGCCGAUACACGUCCUCGUCUGCAAAAUAGGACACAAAACAUAUGCUUUGUUAUCUCGAUUUCCGCUGUUAUUUUGAAGCGAAUGGUCAAAAUCACAUCCAUUUUCGGCUCAUACAGUUUCUUAAGAAUAGCAUUGCAUGACAUUUUCUCACUUUCACAUCACCUUCUAGCAAGCUGGAAUUUAUAUAUCCCCUGUGUUGCGGAGUCGAAGAGCAAAUGCUCAUCUUCUCGUCAGGUUUAACACCUGGACGAGUCAAAAAGGCUCUUGAAUUGAAAUCCAAUCCCCAAAUUAACCAUCGUACUCAUCUGAAAGACUCCUGCGUGUCUUAAAAUUUGGUAAGACCUCUAACCGUGCUGUAGAAAAUUUGCCACAAAGAAAACUCUAAGUCUGAGCAGCGAACGAUCCACUCUCUCACUCACCGAACUUCCCCGUGUUUUUAUUUGAGUUGUUCGUGGCGCAAUGCACUCUGGUUAAAUGCAAUGCAUUGUGGUAAAAAGUGUGGUUAAAUGCAAUGCAUUGUGGUAAAAAGUGAUGAAUUCGAGCAUUCGUCGCCCCUUAUAUAUUUCCUUUAAAUCCUGAUUAUGUUGCUGCUCGCUCCCUUCGGUCGCUCCGCAGCAAUUAUUAUUAUUAUUAUUAUUAUUAUUAUUAUUACAUAAGCAAGCGAAUAUUAACGUUAAAAGCCGACGUUUCGGUAUCAUCAUGACACUAUUCUCAAGGCAAAAUGAAUAAGUAAUGCGAAGAUUUGAUUUCUAUAGUCUCUACAAAUUAGCAUAAUAACAAAGGAUCACAAGUUCUUCAAGUGAAUACCUUUGCGCGAAUCGAGUCCGCCUGCACGUUUAGGGAUGGUUUGAGUUUUAAUAAUAAUAAUAAUAAUCUAAUUAUCUUAGCGAACAUAACUCGGACGUACCACCUUUUCUUUCAGAACAAUUUCACGUGCUCACUAAAGGUUCUAACAAAUUUGAUUGCCUAAUUAAGGAGAUGCUCUUCAUAAGAAAACUCAAACCAUCCCUAAACGUGCAGGCGGACUCGAUUCGACUCGAUUAUUAUUAUUAUUAUUAUUAUUGUUAUUAUUAUUAUUUUCACUGUGAUAUGUAAACGUUACAACGAGUUGGUUUAAAGCAUGUAGGUUAUAUGUACCAGGUCAGUAAAAUAUUAUAUUUUUCUCUAUUUUUUCUUUUCUCCAUAAGGGAGGUGGUUUGGUGAAACGAAUAUCAAGGUAGUGAUUGCUGGACUGGUGUGUCUGAUUGCAGUUGUGUUGUUCUUCUAUUUUGGUUCCAACUAAAAGGUAUUGACUCAAUAACCCAACCAGCCUGUACUCAGCAGAAUGUAAGCCAAUAGGUAAGUGUACUGAAAUGACAACCAAUGAAAUAAAGUACUUAUAUCACGUGAAUAGACUACGAGUAGCCCCUCAUUUUCCAGAGGGAUAGUUGAGCAAGUGAAAGAAGUAAACGCGAGUGAAAAUCGUCUCCCAUGGGGGAUUUUCAGGCACUCUAGUGUAUAUCACACGCUCAACGGUCCUUGAGGAAAUUGAGGGGCUAUUUGUAGUCUAUCUCGCGAACAUUAACAUAAGACAACUUAGGACCUGUUCUUAUGAGGUCUCAGUUAACCAAGAUCUUGAGCUCAAAUUUUUCCGUUGUAUGAGUACGUACUUGAGCCUCUCAUGGUUCUCUCUUUAGUGAAUAUUUCACAAGCAAUGGAUAAUCCUUUCGCUCCUUUAUUUACCGAAAAACGCGUUUUGAAGCUAGCCGUUUCCUGGUCAAUUUUGGACUAUAAACAGCCAAAAACGAGGUCAAGGUCAAGCACUUGGCGGCCUUCUACUGCAGAUGCAAAAUAUCAGCUUUUAAAGUUGGGGCAUGCGCAGAAUGAAAAAUCUCGUGACACAGCAGUCUCGACGUUUACCUUUCGUUUGUCUCUUCCCUGUCUUCCCUUUUUGUCUCUUGCAAUUUUUUUUUUUAACCGGCAAAAGACCAUUUUACAGUUGUGGACUUAGUGCCCUAGCCUUCGAGUGAAUGUGAGGCUGAGGUUGACGUUUUUUUGAUACAAAUCUCCUUUGCUUUGUUAUGGAAAUUGUUUUUGAAAAAUACUAGUUAGCAUAAGAACAACUUGAUUUACAUAAUAAAGCAGGAACGUUUGUAUUAUAUCAAAACAAGGUCACCUCCAGCCUUGCUUCCAUCCACAACUGUAAAAUGGCCUAUUUACUCACUUCAUAUCGGUGAGCAACGUUUUUGCUACAGCUUGUGGGAUCUUAGGAUUAGAUGGAAGGAAGUACAGGUGUGUAGUGGAAUAAGGCUGUCAUCGGAAUUUUCCGGUCAACCUUACAUGGCUUUUACCUUUUAACUAAAUCGAAUCGCACUCAUUCUCGCAUUCUUUAAGAGAUCUUUUCUCCUUGCACAGGUUAGAUCAGAGUUAUCCUUGGCCGCUCCGAUGGUUAUGGGCGGGUCAGGGUCGAGUGGGUUUAAGACGUUCAGAACUGCAGCAAGGCAAAUGACGACUUUCGUGCAGACUAUCACGUAAACAAUUUCCUGAAAUUUCUCACAUGAACACAAAACCGAGCUAGCGCGGUUAAAUGAGCCAGCCUGCUUAACCGGACCCAUAUAAACAGGCGCAUACUUAGGUUUAAGCUCCCAGUGCGAUUCAAAUACGUGGAGAGUAGACUCCUCCGUUUCCCAAACGCUCUUUUGGCUUUUGACCCAACGAACCUCCCUGGCGAACGUCUGCUGAAACGAGCGGCGUUCAUGUAGACCAGUCAGAGCUCACUUCCAGUUCCUAUAGAUGAACUUUGGUCCUUCAAAAAUAUUGCGUGGGAGAAUAGCUACAAAACGACGAUACCUUUUUAAACGCGGCAUUUUAGCUAACUUGGUUGUAUGUAAUUUGACAAAAUGGCCAAACUAAAUCAGUUCUGUAACAUACCCACGUAAAUAUUAUAACGACCGCGAAAAAACAAACAAACAAAAAACAACAACAACGAAAAACCCAAGAACUAUCGGAUAAUAUGAGGAAGUCAGUUAGUAAACUAAAGAAAAAAGAAUUUAUAUGUAUAAAAGGAAGUUACAAGGACGAUCACGACUACGUGCAAACUUCCACUAAGUUUUUCUAUAACUCAAAACAGAAAAACCCCAAGAAUGAGUGCACAUUGAGGAACGGGUGCAUCAUCAGGUGUCCAAACGAUCUCACACGCUGAUUUCAACUCACGUCUUGCAUUUGAAUAUCCUGAUGAAUCAGGAAUUCUCCAGAAUGCUACAUGCGUAUUUUGUCGUACCUUCAAUAUACCAGUUCCCAUAUGUUUAAAUUUUUACUUGGCCCUAAGGCUUGGAGGAAUAAAACAGAAGAAAGGUAUUUUUCUACUGUCCCUCAAAUUAUUGCGGCUUGUUUUAUUCCUCCAAAACUCUCGGGAUCAAGAAUAUUGUUUUUCUGCUGUGGAAUGAUGAUUUAUUCCUCUUUUUUAAUCAUACUUCUUUAUAUUUACGUAUUUUAAAACCUCUCUACAAACCGCUGUUUUGUUUAAUUCCUUAGCACGGUGGCAGAUGGUGAAUGAGGUGACGACGUCAUUCUUCAUGAUGCAACAAACUGCUUUUAUUCAUGCUUUCGCCUUGCAUCUUUAGAGAACUAGGGGCAGCUUAGAACGAAGGGAGAUCCAAUAGGCUAAAAGAAACCAGAUUGAAUCUCGUAGAAGACUGCUACACAGCUUAAAAGUUUCUCCACAACCUUUUGUUAUUAGGACCGAACAAGCGAUGUUUUUGGCCUCGUUGAAAUUAACUUUGGACUCACUCUUCGAAAUAGCUUGUCAGAUUAUCGUCAAUUAAAACUAUAUCUUGUAACAAUAUACGAAGGCCAUCCAACAGUUUCGGACGCUACACAGCUCUUACAAGGCUCCGCAGGAUUGACUGAGAAAACAAUAAACAAACCCAAGAGAGAAUAAAAAGGUCUAUAGAAAAGACCUGUUUUCUUUUUCUAUAACAGUAACAAUGGACCCUUGCUCUAAAACAAGAGCUGCCUGCUAUUGAAUAUCCGAUGAAAUUAGAGGGUCUAAAGAGCUGCGUACUUCCAACUGGCCAAUCAGAAGCAGGGAUUCGAAAUUCAAAUGCUUGUGGAACUCGCUCACAAAAAGGAGUGGCUUUACAGGAGUUUGCCUGUUCUUCUUGUCCCGACUACCUGCUCCUACUUCGUUGUUAGGGUCGGAGAGACGAGUAGGAGAGGACCCUGAGAAUGAGUUUUUAGCCGCCCCUGGUUCUCCAAGGAUGACGUUCACGUGUAAAAUAGUCAUUACGAUAAGAGAUUUAGAAUCGCGUUUACAGCAAACGUCAAAUUGUACCACGUGACCAAGUUUUCCCUUUACUUGUCGUUUACUGUUUAUUAUUUGUACACGGGAAUAAGUUGUUUCAUGUUGUGUUCAUCCAGUAGAUUAAUUUUGGACAAUUUUUUUCUGCUCAUUUCCAAUUUGAAAAGUUACCAACUUGCAUCUCACGUUUUCCGUUUGCCCUGAACGAGACUCUAAAUCUCUCUAAUACUUCAAUGGCAAGGAAGGAUCGUCUUUCAUCUUCUAUUGCAUCCGUUUGUAAAUAUUAUCUGUUAAAUACAAUUUUCUUUCAACCUAUUCGGUAACAAAACUUCGUACUACAGGAUAUUUCUUUACAAAUACAU
Messenger RNA from Porites lobata, 38467 nucleotides. Lineage: Eukaryota; Metazoa; Cnidaria; Anthozoa; Scleractinia; Poritidae. The record is from the annotation of a GenBank genome assembly.